AUGGUCAAGAAACGAAAAAGUGCAUUUACGUCUUGUGUUUCAGGUGACGUGACAACUCAGGUAGCGCUUCAGCCCGCGCUGAAGUUCAAUGGUGGAGGCCACAUCAAUCACACCAUUUUCUGGACGAACCUGAGCCCGAGUGGUGGAGGAGAGCCCAAAGGGGAAUUGCUAGAAGCCAUCAAGCGGGACUUCGGUUCCUUUGGCAAGUUUAAGGAGAAGUUGACAGCUGUAUCGGUUGGCGUGCAAGGCUCAGGCUGGGGCUGGCUUGGUUUCAAUAAGGAGCAGGGCCGCUUGCAGAUCGCUGCUUGCUCGAACCAGGACCCCCUGCAAGGGACCACAGGCCUUAUUCCCCUGCUGGGGAUCGAUGUGUGGGAACACGCGUACUACCUUCAGUAUAAAAAUGUCAGGCCUGACUACCUGAAAGCUAUUUGGAAUGUCAUCAACUGGGAGAACGUGGCUGAGAGAUACAAGGCCUGCAGCAAGUGAGCC
Condylura cristata (star-nosed mole) is the source of this 489-nucleotide messenger RNA. It is a transcript of the gene SOD2, whose product is annotated as superoxide dismutase 2, mitochondrial. Gene Ontology annotation, cellular component: mitochondrion. The coding region runs from base 1 to 486 and encodes 161 amino acids. Gene Ontology annotation, biological process: superoxide metabolic process. NCBI's taxonomy places the organism in Eukaryota, Metazoa, Chordata, Mammalia, Eulipotyphla, Talpidae. The transcript has 4 exons. Gene Ontology annotation, molecular function: metal ion binding; superoxide dismutase activity. The record is from RefSeq and is a predicted model, not a curated record.